UUCUUAACAGUAAACAUUCUAGAAUCUAGAUGAUAACACAACAAAAUAUCUAUGCACUAAUUGCACUAUUUUUUACAAUAAUUGCUAUUACACAAUAACUAAUUAUUAUUAAUUCUUUAAAUUUUUGGUGUACAAUUUUUUAUCGUUGACUCAUAAAUAUUAUGUUAAACUAAACAAAAAAAUAACAUUUUUCUCAUCCGCAUAAUCGUGAACGUGUUAGUGAACAUAUGGUUAAAAUGAAAAAUAUAUUUGAUCUGGACUUUAAUGUACUCUGUAGGCUUUGUCUGCAUAAAGGGCCUGAACUGCGUCCGAUUUUCGAUUGCGAUUUUUCUUACCGUAUCGAGUCGUGUGUAGGAAUAGUAAUACGACAGUGUGAUCUGGGGCCGGCUAAUAUGUGUGUCAAUUGUUUGAGUAAUUUAGAAAAUUGGGAAGAAUUUAAACAAAAAUGUAUAUCUUCAAAUGAAUGUAUUCAGAACUGUAUCAAGCAGUUGGAAGAAGAGAAAUUAAAUUUAGUAGAUAAUUCUAUUAAGCUCGAGGAUCAACUAGAAACAGAUGAACAGGAAAAUAUUCAUGACAGUACGUUCAACAACGAAUUUAACAAUCAAGACUCUGAUAAUGAUUCGUCAAAAUCUAAGUCGGCCAUUUCACUAACAACACAUGAACAUGAAGUCAAUUUGAGUACUGUUAAAAAAGAAGAAACCGCCUCAGAAGUCACAAAUACUAAAACAUCUAUUAAGAAAAAACGUUACAAGUGUGGCAUGUGCUUUAUACAUUUCACUGAAAAAGAAAAUUUGUAUGACCAUUUAAUAGAGAUCCAUAAAUUAGAAGAAAAUAACACCCCACAUUACUGUCUAAUAUGCAAUAAAGGAUAUUGUAACUAUUCAAUUUAUCAAAAACAUUUAACUACUGAACAAGAUAUUCAUGGGUCCAUUCAAAUUCUGGAUAAAAUUAAAGAUUGUACAAUUGGUUGUGGACUAUGUUCUUGUAAAUUCAGCCGGUCGACCAGUCUCUAUCGUCAUCUCAGAAAUCAUGCAUUGAAGAAAGAUGUUAUGCCUCAUUUGUGUUCAUUUUGCCAGGUGGGAUUUCUUGACACAUACAGUCUAUACUUACAUGCAUCAACAGAACAUCACGCUGCAUCAGUCACUGUAAAUGAAUCUAAAAAAGAAUGUUCUGAAUUGACAACCAUUCUUAGCCAAGGGGGAGAACUAUGUGGCAAUAUGACUUUGGCCAAUGACACUGCAGUUGAUAGCGAGUACAAGGACAAUAAGUAUGCAAUCACUAUCAAGCGUAAAAUCAAAAAGCUUAAUACGGUGGAGGACAAAAGAGCAAAGUAUCGCGAACACUAUAGGCGGUUCCAGUCGAAGACAUACACGUGCGAAUUCUGUGACGUCACCUAUUCCCGGUUCUGCGAUCUGUUCAACCAUGACCGUACUGCCCAUGACAACAUGCCCAAAGAGUUCAGCUGCCCCACUUGUGGCAAACUGUUCCUGACGGACAGUCGGCUACAGAUCCACCAGAGUGCGUUCCAUGCCGAAAAGGCAUUCAGCUGUGAUGUGUGCAACGUGCGAUGCAAGUCUAAGCAUACGCUGCGUACACACAUGCGCAAGCACAGUGGUGUAUUCACAUGUACACAUUGUGGCUUGACUACGGCCAGUAACGCGGCACUUGUGUCACACGUUCGCAUACACACUGGCGAGAAGCCAUUUGUAUGCGAUCUUUGUGGCAACUCUUACGCAUCCAAGUUGGGGCUCACGUCUCACAAACGCACCCACCAGCAAGAGGCACUAUUUAAGUGCAACGUGUGCGGGUACACGGGCUCCAGCCAUAGUUCUAUAUAUAUACAUAGGCAGACACACAACUCGGACAAGCCGUUUGUGUGUGAUGUGUGUGGCAAGACGUUUAAGAUCAAGGUACGGUUGGUUGACCACCAGAAGAUACACUUUGCAUCCAAGAACUACGUGUGUGAGGUGUGCAACAAGGCGUUUCUGGCUCGGUAUCAGCUGGUCCAGCAUGCUCGUACCCACUCGGGUGAAAAACCAUUCCUGUGCCAUUUGUGCACCAAGGCAUUUGCCCGGCGAGAUGGGCUAUCAGAACACAUUAGGACACACACAGGUGAGAAACGGUACACGUGCACAGAGUGCUUCCGCACAUUUUCUUUCUACAAGAGCAUGAAGAAUCACAAGUGUUCGGUGGCAAUUAGUGGUGGUAACAAUGACGGUGAUAAUGUGGAUAAUGUUCGCAACACUGGUGGGGUAGAGACGAAAAUAGAUCCAAUGCCUUCCAGUGUAAUGCGAAWGACCACCGAAGACGACUUAUCUAUGUUGGACCAGUCUUACCGAUCUACUAUUGGAGCAAACACUGAUGUUUCAGCAUUUCCCGUUGAGUGGAAACCCAGUUAGGAACUGCUUUAAUUAUAAAUCUGUGUAAAUUAUGUGAAAUUUGCAUGCUUUAAAAUUUAUGGUCUGAUUAAUUUUAAAAAAACCCAUUUUUUUGUUCACAUUUUCUUCUAGUCUCCCAAAUAAUUUCCAGACCUGAAGUAUUAUGGCAAUUUUAUCCUGACUGUCUGGUUCUGAUAAUUAGUUGGAACUUUUUUUUAAUUUUCUUGAGAGUUAGUAUUUUUUUGAUACUGAGGUCAAAAAAAUUGAUGAAAACUUCCUAUUGAAAUAUAUAAA
Molecule: messenger RNA, 2672 nt
Organism: Diuraphis noxia (Russian wheat aphid)
Lineage: Eukaryota; Metazoa; Arthropoda; Insecta; Hemiptera; Aphididae
Biological process (GO): regulation of transcription by RNA polymerase II
Cellular component (GO): nucleus
Molecular function (GO): RNA polymerase II cis-regulatory region sequence-specific DNA binding; zinc ion binding; DNA-binding transcription factor activity
Source: RefSeq, a predicted model, not a curated record